Phytophthora nicotianae INRA-310 is the source of this 795-nucleotide messenger RNA. RefSeq lists its product as hypothetical. Gene Ontology annotation, molecular function: phosphatidate cytidylyltransferase activity. The record is from RefSeq and is a predicted model, not a curated record. The coding region runs from base 106 to 795 and encodes 229 amino acids. Gene Ontology annotation, cellular component: plasma membrane. The transcript has 4 exons. Gene Ontology annotation, biological process: CDP-diacylglycerol biosynthetic process. NCBI's taxonomy places the organism in Eukaryota, Oomycota, Peronosporomycetes, Peronosporales, Peronosporaceae.
GCAUGCUCCGAUCAUAACGCAAGGCGGAGUAGUAGAAAAGGCGACGAAAAAGACGCGCUGAAGGCGAUAACGUCCGACGUUGGCGACGCCUCGCACAUCCCAAACAUGCCGCAGUCGUCGACAGACGUGCAAGACUCUCCGCUCGUGAGCUUCUACCUUAGUCGUCCCGACCUCAGGCGCAGAGUAGCUGCUCCGCCUUCUUGCGCUACAAUGUUGUCCAGCACGCUCUCCGCUGCGGUGCUAGAUCCCCCUGCGACGGUGUUUCUAUUGUUAUCAUCAGCCAUUGCUACGUCCACCGUCUGCAGCUUCAUGACCAGCACUUGCUCGUACGAAUACGCGUGUCUGACAAACCGUAUUCGCCAUCGCUUAUUGACGUUAUUCAAGGCGCUCGAGAACUCCAUCGGCGCCUGGCCGCCCAGACACUCGCACCGACAACUUUCCACUGAUGACGACGAUUCGGUCUUUCCAGGAAGGGGACACGAGGCCCGAGUGAUGGCGCAAGUCAAUGGUGAGCUGAAAGAAUAUGGCUGCCGUCGCUUUUUGCCCAAGGACACAGACUACGAAGCCACAAUUAGAGCAAUCGGCUUUGAUAUUGUGGCUAUGGUUAUGCAAUCCAAUACAUUGGGUCCCCCAGGCUCCUUUGGGACGAAAGUUGUGUUCAUUAUUGUCGUGGUAGUUAUUGGACGCCUUAGGGACCUGUGUGAGAACUCGGGAGCGCUCAUUCCAGGCCAUGGUGGCGCGUUAGGUCGUAUCGACGCACUGAUGUUCGCGACGCUAGUGUUUUCACGCUGCUAG